Messenger RNA from Setaria italica (foxtail millet), 1329 nucleotides. RefSeq names its product putative disease resistance protein RGA3. NCBI's taxonomy places the organism in Eukaryota, Viridiplantae, Streptophyta, Magnoliopsida, Poales, Poaceae. The transcript has 3 exons. The coding region runs from base 1 to 1329 and encodes 442 amino acids. The record is from RefSeq and is a predicted model, not a curated record. Gene Ontology annotation, molecular function: ADP binding.
AUGGAGAUCCUCUACAGCGCAGUGCUGAGCGAGCUCGUGAGCAGGGCGGUGUCCUUCCUGCUCGCCAAGCGCGAGGAGCAGGCGGCGGCGGCCGCGCAGGAGGAGCGGCUACGCAGCCUGCUGCUGAGGAGCCGCACGAUCGUCGAGGAGGCCGAGCGGCGGCUCGUCACGAACCGGGCCAUGCUCCAGCAGCUCGGGGCCCUGAGGGAUGAGGCGUUCCGGGGCUACUACGUCCUCGACGCCGCCGCCAGGUUCAACCCGGCGAAGCGCGUCCGCGUCCCCUCCGGCGAUCCAGAGGCCUGCAGGGCGAGCGCCGCUCGCCUGAGAGAGCUGCGGCAGGCGGUUCGAGGCCUGGAAGCCAUGAUCGGCGACAUGAAGGAGUUUGUUGUGUUCUUGACGACCCAUCCCCUCCUGCACCGCCAACCUUACAGCGCCCAUCUGUUUGUCGACAAGUGCAUGUUUGGCCGCCACAUGGAGAAGGAAAGGAUCAUGGAGUUCUUGCUGCAGCCUGAGCCUCCUGGUGCGGCGAGGCUGGGUGUCCUUCCCAUCGUCGGCCCGGCGCAUAUUGGCAAGAGCACUCUCGUGGAACAUGUUUGCCACGAUGAAAGGGUGCGCGACCAUUUCUCGUUAAUUUUGUUCUACCGUGGGAAGAGCCUUGUAGACGAGACAGUGGCAAGUUUUAGAGACAAGUGUGUGGUCAAGCAUCAAACCGAUAAUGAGGCCUCAUCAGGUCAGAGGUUGCUGAUCAUCAUCGAGCUCUUCGAGGACUUGGACGAAGAGACAUGGAAGAACAUGCUGUACUCCUCCGAGAGAAGCAUGGCACAGGGGAGUAGGAUGAUCAUCACCAGUCGAUCGGAGAAGAUUGUGAGGUUCGGGACGACGCGUGCUCUUAGGCUCAAAUGCUUGUCUCCAGAAGCCUACUGGCAUUUCUUCAAGAUGACCGUCUUUGGAAGCGACGAUCCAGGGCAGCAUCCAAAGCUGGCGUCCUUGGCUAUGGAGAUGGCGAGCCUGAUGCAAGGCUCGUUCUUGUUUGCGAACAUCGGUGCCGUGGUGCUAAGAGACCAUUUCGACACUCAGAGUUGGUCCAGGGCAGUCAGAAGAAUAAGAGAGUACUUGCAAAAGAAUGUCUCCUUGUUUGGCGAGUACACAGAUGAUAUCAAGGAUAAGGAUCAUCCUCGGUUUACCUGGAGCCUGAUCAAUCAGAAACCCGACAGAUACUGUAUGCUCUAUGACAUUUACGAAAGAGGCUCCCAGGAGGAGGUCCCAGAGAUACCAUAUUCAGAUAUGCUAGCCGGUUCAGCUGAUGUCAUGUCAUGUAAAUUGCGUUAA